CUCCCCGCCCCUCCAGCCCCCCACCCAGCCACCCGCCCGUGACCCGCGCCCAUGGCCGCGCGCACCCGGCACAGUCCCCAGGACUCCGCACCCCGCGCCACCGCCCAGCUCGCAGUUCCGCGCCACCGCGGCCAUUCUCACCUGGCGGCGCCGCCCGCCCACCGCCCGGACCACAGCCCCCGCGCCGCCGACAGCCACAGUGGCCGCGACGACGGUGGGGGACACUGCUGAGUCCAAGAGCGUGCAGCCUGGCCAUCGGACCUACUUAUCUGCCUUGCUGAUUGUCUAUUUUUAUAAGAGUUUACAACUUUUCUAAGAAUUUUUGUAUACAAAGGAACUUUUUAAAAAGACAUCGCCGGUUUAUAUUGAAUCCAAAGAAGAAGGAUCUCGGGCAAUUUGGGGGUUUUGGUUUGGGGUUUUGUUUCUAAAGUUGUUUUUAAUCUUCGUUGACUUUGGGGUUUGGGUGCCCCUCUCUCUUCUUCGGACUCCGGAGGACCUUCUGGGCCCCCACAUUAAUGAGGCAGCCACCUGGCGAGUCUGACAUGGCUGUCAGCGACGCUCUGCUCCCGUCCUUCUCCACGUUCGCGUCCGGCCCGGCGGGAAGGGAGAAGACACUGCGUCCAGCAGGUGCCCCGACUAACCGUUGGCGAGAGGAACUCUCUCACAUGAAGCGACUUCCCCCACUUCCCGGCCGCCCCUACGACCUGGCGGCGACGGUGGCCACAGACCUGGAGAGUGGUGGAGCUGGUGCAGCUUGCAGCAGUAACAACCCGGCCCUCCUACCCCGGAGGGAGACCGAGGAGUUCAACGAUCUCCUGGACCUAGACUUUAUCCUUUCCAACUCGCUAUCCCACCAGGAAUCGGUGGCCGCUACCGUGACCACCUCUGCGUCAGCUUCAUCCUCGUCUUCCCCAGCGAGCAGCGGCCCUGCCAGCGCGCCCUCCACCUGCAGCUUCAGCUAUCCGAUCCGGGCCGGGGGUGACCCGGGCGUGGCUGCGGGCAACACAGGUGGAGGGCUCCUCUACAGCCGAGAAUCUGCGCCACCUCCCACGGCCCCCUUCAACCUGGCGGACAUCAAUGACGUGAGCCCCUCGGGCGGCUUCGUGGCCGAGCUCCUGCGGCCGGAGUUGGACCCAGUAUACAUUCCGCCACAGCAGCCUCAGCCGCCAGGUGGCGGACUGAUGGGCAAGUUUGUGCUGAAGGCGUCUCUGACCACCCCUGGCAGCGAGUACAGCAGCCCUUCGGUCAUCAGUGUUAGCAAAGGAAGCCCAGACGGCAGCCACCCUGUGGUAGUGGCGCCCUAUAGCGGUGGCCCGCCACGCAUGUGCCCCAAGAUUAAGCAAGAGGCGGUCCCAUCCUGCACGGUCAGCCGGUCCCUAGAGGCCCACUUGAGCGCUGGACCCCAGCUCAGCAAUGGCCACCGGCCCAACACACACGACUUCCCCCUGGGGCGGCAGCUCCCCACCAGGACUACCCCUACACUGAGUCCCGAAGAACUGCUGAACAGCAGGGACUGUCACCCUGGCCUGCCUCUUCCCCCAGGAUUCCAUCCCCAUCCGGGGCCCAACUACCCUCCUUUCCUGCCAGACCAGAUGCAGUCACAAGUCCCCUCUCUCCAUUAUCAAGGUCAGUGGGGGGAAGGAAUUGGUAGAGAUGUGGCUGGGGAGCUUUGCUUCUGGGGAGUCUCAAGACUAUCCAGAAUGAACUUGACCCCACUUUCUUUACCCCUAGAGCUCAUGCCACCGGGUUCCUGCCUGCCAGAGGAGCCCAAGCCAAAGAGGGGAAGAAGGUCGUGGCCCCGGAAAAGAACAGCCACCCACACUUGUGACUAUGCAGGCUGUGGCAAAACCUAUACAAAGAGUUCUCAUCUCAAGGCACACCUGCGAACUCACACAGGCGAGAAACCUUACCACUGUGACUGGGACGGCUGUGGGUGGAAAUUCGCCCGCUCAGAUGAACUGACCCGGCACUACCGCAAACACACAGGGCACCGGCCCUUUCAGUGCCAGAAGUGUGACCGGGCCUUUUCCAGGUCGGACCACCUUGCCUUACACAUGAAGAGGCACUUUUAAAUCCCUCACAGUGGAUAUGACCCACACUGCCAGGAGAGAGUUCAGUAUUUUUUUUUUCAACCUUUCACACUGUCUUCCCACGAGGGGAGGAGCCCAGCUGGCAAGCGCUACAAUCAUGGUCAAGUUCCCAGCAAGUCAGCUUGUGAAUGGAUAAUCAGGAGAAAGGAAGAGUCCAAGAGACAAAACAAAAAAUACUAAAAACAAACAAAUAAAAAAAAAAAAAAAAAGGAAAAAAAAUCACAGAACAGAUGGGGUCUGAAACUGGAUCUUCUAUCAUUCCAAUACCAAAUCCAACUUGAACAUGCCCGGACUUACAGAAUGCCAAGGGGUGACUAGAAGUUUGUGGAUAUCAGGGUAUACAUUAAAUCAGUGAGCUUGGGGGGAGGGAAGACCAGAAUUCCCUUGAAUUGUGUUUCGAUGAUGCAAUAUACAUGUAAAGAUCACCUUGUAUGCUCUUUGCCUUCUAAAAAGCCAUUAUUGUGUCAGAGGAAGAGGAAGCAAUUCAGGUACAGAACAUGUUCUAAUAGCCUAAGUGAUGGUGCUUGGUGAGUCGUGGUUCUAAAGGUACCAAACGGGGAGCCAGAGUUCUCCAACUGCUGCAUACUUUGACAAGGAAAAUCCAUUUUUGUCUUCCGAUCUACAUUUAUGACCUAAGUCAGGUAACUAUGCCUGGUUUAUUUCUGUAACAUUUUUAUGCAGACAGUCUGUUAUGCACUGUGGUUUCCGAUGUGCAAUAAUUUGUACAAUGGUUUAUUCCCAAGUAUGCCUUUAAGCAGAACAAAUGUGUUUUUCUAUAUAGUUCCUUGCCUUAAUAAAUAUGUAAUAUAAAUUUAAGCAAACUUCUAUUUUGUAUAUUUGUAAACUACAAAGUAAAAAACUGAACAUUUUGUGGAGUUUGUAUUUUGCAUACUCGAGGUGAGAAAUAAGUUUUAAAUAAACCUAUAAUAUUUUAUCUGAA
Arvicanthis niloticus (Nile rat) is the source of this 3030-nucleotide messenger RNA. RefSeq names its product KLF transcription factor 4 (gene Klf4). Gene Ontology annotation, biological process: regulation of transcription by RNA polymerase II. Lineage: Eukaryota; Metazoa; Chordata; Mammalia; Rodentia; Muridae. Gene Ontology annotation, molecular function: RNA polymerase II cis-regulatory region sequence-specific DNA binding; DNA-binding transcription factor activity, RNA polymerase II-specific. The record is from RefSeq and is a predicted model, not a curated record.